UUUCUUCGAUCGCACACUGUUCUUCGAUGUCUCGGCGCGAAGAGGUGCGAGCGAUUUGGCGUGCGUUACCACAACAAGCACUAGCUGAUAUAUCUGUUGUCAUCGGAAAACGAAGUCAAUUUGAAUAUUUCACGAAGUGAUGCAGUUCAGACAGUUAACAAUUUGGUUAUUUAUGCUCGUGACGACUGGUUUCGUGUAUACUGAUAUUAGCAAUUGGGAUGCAUGUAGUGGACGAUUGGAGCGCGCUUUGGACGCACUUCAUAGAGAUUCUACCAGAAGAAACAAAUUGGACGAAGAAGAGAAGACUGGAACAUUGUAUCAGCGGGAACUUCGUUCUGUUCCCCUGGAAAUGUCCGUUUCUCGUGUAACUAUAAAGCUUUUGGAGAACACAAAAAAGUCCGGAGGCAAUUGGGCGCGAGUUGAACAAUGUGUAUACGAGCCUGAUAGCAGUUCUCUGAAAACACGCGUUGUGUUUAAUGAUCUGUCAGUGUCUGCGAUAGUAUCCCUAAUGCCGCGAAAUCAUCACGUCCCUCUUUCCGCUGAAUCUUGCAGAAUGACAUUACGAUUGAGACGAGUGGGAAUAGACUUUCUUACGAGUCCAAUCGCGCGUGGACAUGGCCAAAUGCGUAUACGUACAGAGUCCAGUUUCUUGGAGCCUAAAUUCGCCUCGAUCUAUGCAUACGGCUGCCAUCCUACGCGCCUCAACAAACAAAUUAAACGACAAGAUAAAUGGCCAUCGUAUAAUCAUUUAAGCAGUGACAAGGUGACACCGCUACCGUUGUCCGUAAAUGAAAAAUAUGAUGCGGCGGAACCGAGAAAAUUAGCAAGAAUUGCUGAAGAAACGGACGUCGUUAUACCUAAUGAGAGUCGACAUCCGCGUUACUCGCAUACUCUUCAGGCAAAUUUCGGCGUAUGGAAGAAGAAUUCUUGGAUCACCAAAUCAUCGUUACGUCAAAGACGUUCGACGGUUCGACACCCGAUCACCGCAAUAAUUAUGACAUCACAAGAUCUCACGGAGAACGAUCAGGAACAGACGGAAAAGUUCGUCAACUUCACCAAAAUUCUUAAUUUAACCGACAGCUUUGAAAACAAAGAUCCAUCGCAAAAUAUAUCUCGCGAGGUAAGGGAAUUGGUAGUGGACAACAAAGAUUUCGAUAAUGUAUUCGAUUCUAUCGAUUCGGAAGAUCCGAACAGGAAUUGGCAGUCAAAGGAAUAUAUUACGAGAGAAAUGGAAGAUGUAUUUUUGCAGGGUGCUAGUCAAGUAUUGACUAGAUAUAUCGAAUAUCAAUUGCAUCCGGCGAUUAAAGAGACGCUGAUGUUGUCUAUGGGUUACACUAUCAGUUAUGGGUAGAUAUACAGAUAAAAAACAAUAGACUAUUCUAACGCAAGAUUGUGUAUAUUUUUCAUAUAAUUUUAUAUUAAAAUAAUGAUUAAAGAUUCUCUUU
Nylanderia fulva is the source of this 1445-nucleotide messenger RNA. RefSeq lists its product as uncharacterized. NCBI's taxonomy places the organism in Eukaryota, Metazoa, Arthropoda, Insecta, Hymenoptera, Formicidae. The record is from RefSeq and is a predicted model, not a curated record.